Molecule: messenger RNA, 1842 nt
Organism: Siniperca chuatsi (mandarin fish)
Lineage: Eukaryota; Metazoa; Chordata; Actinopteri; Centrarchiformes; Sinipercidae
Gene: rhbdd1
Product: rhomboid domain containing 1
Exons: 8
Coding region: 302-1270 (322 amino acids)
Cellular component (GO): membrane
Molecular function (GO): serine-type endopeptidase activity
Source: RefSeq, a predicted model, not a curated record
CACUACGUAGGUUUGUUAUUGUCACGUGACAGCUGACUAAACGCCGCCAACUGUUGCCAAAUAAUACGAGUAACUACUAUACAUGAUGAAAUAUAAAGAAAUACACUCUGCUGACGUGUGACCAAGAUGUAUAUAAGUAACAUUUCAAUUCGUCUGUGAGCGUUAAAUAAUUUGAAGCGGACUCGAUGUACUAACACUCAACUAACGUUAGCAUUAGCCGAAGCAUCGCAGGAGGAGGAAGUGGUCAAUAAGCUUCCAGAAAACCGACUGAACUGAUAUCUCUUUCCAGGCUGUUUUCAGUAUGCGAAACCGACAGAGGGGAUCCUACCUGGGUCUGCUGCUCCUGGCCUCCCAGCUGUUCCAGGUGGGUCUGGACAACAUCCCCCCAGUCACCCUGGCUGUCCUGGGACUCAACGUGUACCUUUACCUGUUUCCUGCAGCUCCACUGAUGCAGGCCUGUGUGAGUGUCCAGCAGGCAUACUGGUUUAAAGACUGGCGCCGCCUUCUGCUGUCCCCGCUACACCAUGCGGAUGAUUGGCAUCUCUACUUCAACAUGGUGUCCUUCCUCUGGAAGGGUAUCAGGCUGGAGCGACGGCUGGGCGGAGCCUGGUUCCUCUACCUGCUGUCAGUCUUCUCUCUGCUCACUGGAUUGGUCUAUCUGAUGUUGGAGGCAGUGUUAACAGAGCUCACCCAGGACCAGUCCUACAGCAUGGCCUGUGCUGUUGGCUUCUCAGGUGUCCUGUUUGCUCUGAAGGUGCUCAGUAACCAUUACCACCCUGGGGACGUGACCUAUGUGAUGGGUUUCCCUGUGUCUAAUCGCUAUGCUAGCUGGGCGGAGCUAGUGCUGAUCCACAUUACAUCACCUGGGACCUCUUUUAUUGGUCACCUGGCAGGUAUCCUGGUGGGUCUGCUCUACACUGCUGGACCACUGAAGACCAUCAUGAAGAAAUGUGCAGGGUUUGUGACAUCGCACGGAUAUAACUCCCGGCCCAGCGCAUACUACAACUCUUCAGGCUCUACAGGCUACAGUGGCACUCGUGGAGGAUACUCACGAUACCAAUAUGUACCAGAUUACACAACAAAUCCCACAGCAUCUUAUACAGGUGGACUGACGGAGGAAGAGCAGAUAGAGGCAGCUGUCAGAAACAGUCUGAAUGACAGAGGACAAACCAACCAGAGAGGAGCUCCUCCUCCUUAUGGUUUCCACCUCUCUGAGGAGGCGAGAGCUGAGGAAAUCAGGCAGAGGAGACUGAGAAGGUUCGACAGCUGAACUGCCAGGCAGCGGAGGGGAAGAAGAUGGUUUAGGUGACAAGACAGAAGAGGAAUUCUCUCCUGAAGCCUGGUCCAAACUCUGCUUCCAGAGACUGAGGAAGAACGCCCUAAAUGAGAAGGUCCACCCACACAGUCUGACACGUUUUACAGUUCUUUUACUGUGUGGUCCUUUGUGUUAACAUGCCUCUGAGUGUACCAAAAAGUUAAUGUAAGCUAUAGAAAGCUACUUUAAUGCUACUUAAUCUGAACCGCCCAGUAUUUUGAAAGUAGGUUCAGCCAAUAGACACCAGCAAUACCAGACUGAUGCUUUUGAACUUGAGGACAGCUGUGGCUCUUUCCAUGCUGUUCAUGAUGUUCAUAACUGAUUCCUUUUUUCCUUUCAAAUCAGCUUUCAUCAGAUUACCAGAACACGAUACAGUAUGGUGCCAAAUAGUCACAGAUAACCAUAAGCCAACUAGCAUAGUUGAUGAAUGCUGUCUUGAUGUACAUCAGAAGUCUUGUUUCAUGAAGGCCCAGUUGGCUCGUGUAAUGGUACAUCUGUAAUAAAUGUUCUUUUGAGCACAAAAAGUA